AUGGACCAUAUAGCUGCCUAUAAGCGCUUUCUUAUAGGUAUAAAACCACGGGACUUGAAAAACUUGGACAAAGAGGCCAUUGACAAGCUCUACUUUAUCUUCAAUGAUAUAUUCCAAAUUCUAAGCGAUACAACCGCCAUUGAAGACCGGGCGCGGCUCCUCCUCACCGACACACUAGGGAUAUGGAUGGUAAGAAUUCGGCAGUGGGUCGAAAUCGUGAGACACUUGCAAUCGUUAGAUGACAAUCAGGCGUUGCUGUUGCAAAAACUGAAUACUCAUCUUUUGACACAAGUGCGUUGUGAUUUUCUGUUUCGCUACGUCAUCGACUUCUGGAAUGAGAGCGGAGCAGCUUUGGCAAACUCUCUAGAUGGUCUACUGCACAAACUACUGCAUCUUGUGAAACUAGUUCGGGUCGAAGAGGACUAUCAAGUGAUGCUGAGAUCGUGGUUAUCGGAGACUCUGCAGAUUCCCUACACUAUGCGUGUUUUGUAUUAUUUGACUCACGUUUUAGCACCCGAAGUUGAUGUUCUUCAAAUCCUCGAGAGCCGACCCGAUUUCAUAGAGCACUCACUUGGCCUAAUGUGGACAGAAUCUUUGGCGACUCCUAUCGGGAAAUGUAUCGCGAGCAUACUGAUCAAUGCUUACAAUCGCCAUUACAGGUCUGCAAGUGACCUAGAUGCUUGGUUUUCAUUGUGGGAGAGGUCAACAAUGCAUUUUUUCCAAAAUCCUCGAAUGCGCAAGCGCAUAGAAAUCUGUAUCCUAGUCCCUGUUUUCACAACCGUCAAGGAGAAUGUUUUCAAUCACUUUAUUUCGCGUAACUUUCAGCGUGAUUCUCCCGAGUUGAUUCCCAUUCUGAAGAUUGGCCAAGAGCUUUCUCUCGAGGAGGAACCAUUUCACGAUGAUAAACUUGUUUCAUUAAGCUUUAUGGAACAACUACUGCGGCAAGAUCAAUACAAGCUGCCUGUUUUCGAGCUACUUACCUUCGCAACGAAGAAAUCAAUGCCUGUUGCCUCAUACAUAUACGAUAUCAUAAAGCGAAACAUGAACCUAUUCUUCGUGGACAUCGAGGUGAAAUGUAGGAACGAGUUUCGUAGUCUGUUCAAAAAGUUUAUCGAUAGAAUACGCGACUCCACCUAUUCACUCAAUAGAGAUAGUCUCAAGCUUCAAGCAAAAAACAAAUUUCCAGAAGAACAAGCACAGAAGAGAAGAAUGAUAAGUGAGGCCAUUGCUUUCAUGGAUUGGCUUGUACAAUUUCUUAAAUCUCAAAUUAUCCCAGGUUCACAGUACCAACGGCAAAUUCUGGCUACUAAACUGCUAAAAACACUUGUGUCAUCUAGUCUUGACCCCAAUAUCCCCAAGCUCUACCUCGACCCCAGACUGGUCAUGAACUUUCCUUUUAACGUCUUCCUUUCUGAUGAUCGAGCGUUGGGACGAUUGCUUUUAGACAACCUAACGGACAACUAUAAUGACGUUAGAGAUAAUUGUUUGGAAUUGCUGACUAUAUUUUCUCAAGCUACCGACAAGAAAAACAACAUAAAUCUUCAUUAUGAUGUGCUUCUAGAAAAAUGCUAUGCGCUGUUAGGCUCUUACAAGGGCUGUGAGGGUGGUUCCAAACUAGCUGAAUUUCUUUUCAUCGUAAGCACCAACAAACCAAGUGUGAUUCAAAACCUUCUGGAUAAACUUAGUCAAAGAAUUGAGUCAUCUAACCACAAUCUGAUAGCUAACUUUAGCAAAUCGGUACAUGGUUACUUUUUAGCGCUAAGUCUCUUGCUCCACAAGUCUGACUUUAUCAGAGAAUUGGGCGACAUAGAGGCCACUAUCGAUACGUGCAUCCGUCUUAUUGCACUCAAUUGGGCUACUGUUGAGCACAUACUGUGUGAUGAUCCAUUCGAAAAUCAAAAAGAUUGCAUGAAAGCUGGAUUCGAUGUGUCGGAUCCUCAGGUAAUUACAUAUGCUUUCAGGUCUAUAAAGGAUUCCGCUGAGCUUUUGCGUACCAUUAUAGGUAUUCCUAGUUUGUCUGAAAGUCAACUUGUUUCUUGUGGUGAGUUGAUGCUAGAGCAGCUUGCUACCAUUCGUCACAGUGGCGCUUUUCAAUCCGUUGUACCCAGCUUUGUGGCAUGCUGUCAACGUUGUUAUCAACAAUGCCCCAAAAUUACUGAGAUUUGGCUUCAUAGAAUGUUGGGUUUACUUGAAAAAAAGACCCAGUUCAUUACGCGGCGAUCUGGCGGUGUACCCCAUAUUAUCUGCAGCAUAGUUUCACCGGAGACUGCUGUCAAGAGACCAUUACUAAAGCUCACGUUUGACCACUUGUUUAAAAUUGCGAAAAUACCCGUCUCAGAACACGAGGAGAGAAAUGAUCUGCCGCAAGUAAAUGCUUUCAAUUGCAUAAAGGUACUAUUUAUAGAGUCGACGUUGUCCGAUGCCUGUGCGCCUUUCGUCUAUCCUGCUCUGGCAUUGUGCUUGAGAUCCUUCACGUCACCUCUUUGGUCAUUAAGAAACUGCUCUUUUAUGUUGUUCUCUGCCUUGCAAAAUCGCUUAUUUGGUAAAUCUGGAAAGAGUGUAAGCGCACGCCUAUUCUUUUCACGGUAUGAAGGAGUACAGAGUAGCUUACGCGAACAAUUUGAAAAAUCUCUCAAUAAAUCACUACUCAUUCAAGGAACGAGAGAGAGUGGGACUGACCUUCCUACACUUGAUUCCCAGAUCGAAAGCAUAUUCUUGGUACUGACGAUACUGUCAAGACUCAAACAAACGCCAGGUUUUGAUGGACUGGCAGACUUCAAAAAGUUGGUAGUCUUGUGUCUGGAGUCCCAGAAUUGGACGGUUCGGCAAUUGGCAGCGCGAACAUUGCCAAAUCUCGUCAAUGAUUCCUCCGCCGAAAUUUUAAACCUCGUACGCAACCUUCAAUUGUCUGGAUUAAAGCAGAACACGGCACACGGAUACAUUUUGGCCAUACAUGAGUUUCUUGGCUCCGAGGAUAAUCAAUUCUUGUCUGGCACUGAGUUGGCUUACAUGGUAAACUCGAUCGUAGAUUUGGCCGGCAGCUUCAUUUUCGAGAAUAAGUGCUUCGUUACCGCAAAGGCCUUCGUGAGCUUGGUGGACAUUUGUCUAUCAAAGGGAGCCCUAAGCACUGCAGAAGGAAAGAGGUUGACAUCCCAACUAGGCACUUACUUUCUAAAACUCAACGAUGAUUACUCAAUGGAUGGAACCAAACAACUCCUGCUCAAAGAACUGUUCUCCAUCCUAACAAAAAGAGAAAGCAAGGAUAAUUUGUUGGAUCUAACAGCGGUUGCUCUGCUGUCGCCUUUUUACGAAGUUCAAAUAGCUGCUGCAGAGUACGUUGCCCAGAAUGAGAAUUUGAAUAUCGGCAAGGAGAGCGUCAUUGCCGAAAUACUUCUUGAACUGUUCUUCGAAGAAAAGGUGUGGAACCACAUCAAACUAUCGGUUCUGAGGGCCCUAAUCACAUUGAAAGUUACUAUAGAUGUCAAAAAGCUCAUGGCGCUGAUCGAGGAAACUCACAGUGAUGAUCUCAGGGCUACUGCCCUUGAAUAUGCUGGCCUGUUUGUGGGUGCAGGUGACAAUCUGUACAGAGGGCUCGUAGAGAAAUUGUCACGCGAUGAGAUACCUUUUGAACUCAGAAAGUCCGCGCUUGUUUCAUUGACCAACGCAACUAAUCGUUUUCCUGACGUAAAGAUGUUUUUCGUGAUCAGCCGCUUUCUGUAUGAUGACGACCUCGUACUCCGCGAAACGUCUUCAACACAUCUUAACAGAGUUUUGUUCAAGACAGACACAGUGUCCCUUGGAACUGCUUUUCCUGUUACAGCCAAUUUGUUCGUAGCGCACAUGCAAAAUAAUCCAGAAGCACACGCUAUUGCCUUUGCGGCUGUCAAGGGGGAUCUCGAACCCUUGACGUCUCAAACCUGCUGGGAAAAAGAUGAAGAGGCAGACGAGCUGUUCGAGGUUGAACCAGAAAAUCAAUUUAGAAACUUUGUUGAGGAGGGCCUACGACAUGUAGAGCUUUUGAGGCACGCUAAAGAUUUGAAAGAAGAGCUUCACAGUUUCGUUCUGUCGCUAGUCCUUGUCUUGAAUAGAAGGAUGUACCAUUAUGUGGUAAAAGAUGCACCACUGGGUUGGGGUUCAAACUAUAAACUUUUCGGGCAACUUGUCAUCCUACGCAAGUUGGCGUUGAGCCUUGAAAUCACCGAAAUAGAACUACUGGACCAGCAUCUGACGUCCUUGGAUUGUCAUCCGUCAGUAUUUGAACUUUCUUCCGGAAGCGCCUAG
This is a messenger RNA of Lachancea dasiensis, 4281 nucleotides long. The record is from the annotation of a GenBank genome assembly. Lineage: Eukaryota; Fungi; Ascomycota; Saccharomycetes; Saccharomycetales; Saccharomycetaceae.